AUGGAAGACAUAGGUCGCUGUUUGGGAUGGACUUUGCGGUUAAUCGCGAGACGGGGAUCUUUGCGCCCUGUUGAGCACCAAGUCGCGCAACACGAGGAGGAGAUGCGGCUCCAACCCGACAAGGCGUCCAGCAGCAUCCUGCAGUGGGUGAGCGUGUACAACCGGUACAUCUCCUUCUUCGUGCGUAACUUUGGCGAACCGGCAAACGUCCUCGGCAAACAGCACAUGACACAAGUCAUCGCGACACUGCGGUCUAUCCUGUGCAAGCUGUUCCCGGAUCACGGCGGCGACACCGUCAGGUACCUGAACGACAUGACCCGCAAGAGGUUCCCGCUGGUCAGUCGUGAAGCUAUCCCGGGCGCCGAUCCGGAAACAGCUCGGCCGACCAAUACGUCUACCUUGCGUACGGCGUUGGCUGCCCUGCGCGCGCAGGAGUUGCUGUUGACGCAUUUGUCGGCAUCGGCGGCGUCGCCGCACAAUCAGGAAUGGACGGCGAUGAACCCGUAUUGGCAGUGGGUGUUCUGUCAUUAUGGCGGGAAGCUGUUGAUUGAGUUGGGAUCGCUUGCAUAUUUCAACCGCAAGUUGAUUCCGCUGGGAAUGAUAUCGGCGUUGAAGAGUGCGAGGCUGAAGUGGAAGUAA
Molecule: messenger RNA, 639 nt
Organism: Fimicolochytrium jonesii
Lineage: Eukaryota; Fungi; Chytridiomycota; Chytridiomycetes; Spizellomycetales; Powellomycetaceae
Exons: 2
Coding region: 1-639 (212 amino acids)
Source: RefSeq, a predicted model, not a curated record